AUGUCCGAAACACGGACGCCGGCGCGCACCGUCGCCAUGGACCCUCCGCACAUCACAGAGUUCGCCUCAAAGCGCUACUUUGAGAAGCUCAACCAGCUCAACGCGAACCAGACACAAACUGAAACGGCCGUGUCAUCAUCAGCAGCCACGACGACCGUACCCGCGCCGACGACACUACCUUCGUCGACGUUCAUUCUACCCCUACGCGAGUCCAGGACUGGCGACACCCAGUCCAAGCCUGUGGAGCAGAAAAAGGAUAAGAGCCGAUUCUUCAGCCUCAAACAGCGCGUCUCUCUACGGCACUCCAAAACCUCUGGCCCGGUAAUCGUCCCAAGCAUUGUCCACGAGGCGCUUGCCGUUCCCCAACCCACUGCCGUUGUCGAUUCCACCACCCGAGAGAUCCCAUUCGAUCAGCUCUUCCUCGCUCUGCCCAACGAACUGCAGAUCCAAAUCAUCUCCUUCCUGCCGCUGACAGAUGUCCUCAACCUCCGCCUUGCCUCGAAGCCGUGGCACACCCUAAUUACCCUUAACGAAGGCCCCAUAGUCCGACACCACGUCGAAAACCACAUCCCCGCAUACGCCCUCCGCUUAUAUCCGAUAACCAAGCCCGCCGACUACAACUUCCACUCUCUCUGCAGUAUAUGGCACCGUUUGCAUGUCGCCGCCAAGCUGGCCUAUCUCAUGUGUGAAUGGAUCACAAAGGACAUCUUCCUACAGCAGACGGAAGCGCAACGGAGAGCGUUUGCACCACAACACGAGAUUAUGCGCCGUCGACUCAUCCCCCUACUUUUCACCCUUUUCCACUUUUUCGAGACGUACCGCAAAUUCCACCUUGAGCAUAUCAACGAAAACAACGGCCACGGGUUGCAACGUGAACCGUACACGCUCAAUCCCGUUGAGAAGAGGGUCAUGGACAUGUACGACGACCAAACGCUUCUAAGAGUACACGAAGUGUUCCCCCUUGUAAUAUCGUCUUUCUGUCGUCGCUUGCGACCCCCAACCUAUGUUGGUCGUGUCGAGAGAUCGCUUCGAGGUUAUUUGCGCGAGAAGCCAGCUGACGAGGUACACGUUGCUAUUCUGUGCCUCGGGGGACUACGACAGGUUGAGAGGUUGUGGGAAAUCAAGGGAUACAACAGUCGAAGAGCAGCCGUUGAUGCGUGGUACGGCAACCUUAUACAGGAGCCAAUUACUGAGACGCAAACCAAAGCCCGACUUGCAGGGUUGCGAGGAUUUGGCCGGAAGAAGUCGACAAGCGGUGACCGUCCUGGGCAUCGCCUAUCAUUUAGCGAAUCGCUGUACAGAGUGCGCAGUCCGUCAGGGUCGAUCGAUAGCACCAAUGGCUACUUUGACCCUAACUGGGUCUUUCAUACCAGCUUGGCUGCCGAGGUGCCCAUGGCACCCCUGGACCCUGAGCAAGCGGACAAGCUUCUCCACGACCUGCCGGUGCUGCAGCACAUCUGGCUUGCGACCGCCGAAGCCCUCAUUCUGGAGCGCAAGAUUGUCUCACGGCCCCAAGAUAUUAAGCGCAACCAGCAAGUCAUGCUCGACUUGAUUCGCCAAGAUAGCCUCAAAGAGGAAGACGAGUGGUGGUAUGGACGACACAACCCAGAAGCUGUCCGGCCACCACCGAGUCUCAGUCUUGCGGAAGAUGACGCAGACUAA
Messenger RNA from Cordyceps fumosorosea ARSEF 2679, 1662 nucleotides. Its product is annotated as Cyclin-like F-box. Gene Ontology annotation, molecular function: protein binding. The coding region runs from base 1 to 1662 and encodes 553 amino acids. The transcript has a single exon. The record is from RefSeq and is a predicted model, not a curated record. Lineage: Eukaryota; Fungi; Ascomycota; Sordariomycetes; Hypocreales; Cordycipitaceae.